Triticum turgidum subsp. durum (durum wheat) is the source of this 1809-nucleotide messenger RNA. NCBI's taxonomy places the organism in Eukaryota, Viridiplantae, Streptophyta, Magnoliopsida, Poales, Poaceae. The record is from the annotation of a GenBank genome assembly.
AUGAUCCUGGAGAAGUGCCAGCCGCCGGAGUGGAAGGCAGAGAUGGAGGGGAACGGCAUGAGCACACAAUCCAUGGGAGGCCUGUUCACUGUGUGGAACGAGUGGGAAAUCCGCGUGCUUGUGCUCACCAGCCUCGCGCUGCAGGUGUUCCUCCUCUUCUCCGCCGGCAUCCGGAAGCGCAACGUCUCCGCCUUGCUCAGCGUGCUGCUCUGGCUCGCCUACCUGCUCGCGGACUCCAUUGCCAUCUACGCGCUCGGGUACCUCUCCCAGACGCGCGUGCCCAGAGGCGCCUGCGACGAUGCACAGUUGCUCUUCAACCGCAACCACCGCAUCCAGGUCUUCUGGGCGCCAUUCCUGCUCCUUCACCUUGGUGGUCAGGACACCAUCACCGCUUUCUCCAUUGAAGAUAACGAGCUCUGGAAGCGUCACCUGCUCAGCCUGCUGUCGCAGGUUGCCCUUGCUGUCUACGUCUUCUCCAAGUCGCGCCCUGGUGCCGAUAUCCUAUACCCGGCCGUGUUCAUGUUCCUGAGCGGCAUUCUUAAGUACGGCGAGAGGACAUGGGCGCUCAAGUGCGCCAGCAUGGACAACCUGCGGAGCGGCAUGGUCACCAUGCCGGACCCGGGCCCCAACUACGCCAAGUUCAUGGAGGAGUAUCGCUUCACACGUGAGGCGGGGCUCCGGGCGGAGAUCAUCAUCGAGUCAGAGCGACGUGCUGGGGUCACCGCCCCGGCAAUCACAGAGGAGACCGUACCUUACGCCACGGUCAUCACCGAGGCGCGGUGCUUCUUCGUGACCUUCAAGCGCCUGUUCGUGAACCUCAUCCUCAGUUUCCAAGACCGUACCAUGAGCCAGGCCACGUUUCUGCGGCUGAUGCCGGAGCAGGCGUACAAGAUCAUCGAGAUCGAGCUGUCCCUCAUGUAUGACACCCUGCAUUCCAAGGCGGCGGUGAUGCACACCUGCUAUGGCCGCCUGUUCCGCUGUGUCACGCUCGUCUCCACGACGACAGCGUGCGUCUUCUUCAAUGUGCUACACAAGGGUCGACGCGGGUCGUAUGACGGCAUCGAUGUCCUCAUCACCAAUCUGUUAUUCGGAGGAGCGCUUUGCUUGGAGGUUUCUGCCAUUGGUAUGAUGCUUGUAUCAUACUGGACAUACGCAGCUCUGAAAGGUUCCAUCUGCCAUUCGCUGAGCCAUCUAAUCCUCCGGUGCAUAAAGUAUUUCCGGCCAGAAAGCCGGGCGAAGUGGUCCAAUUUGAUGGCGCAGCACAACCUCAUCAGCUUUUGCCUCCAUGACAAACCAACGCUGAUCACCAAGAUCCUGACGCUGCUCGGACUCAAAGGGCACUGGGACAGUUGGCUAUACAUCUGGCACAUAGACGUGUCGUCCGAGCUGAAGAUCUCGGUGUUCAGGGAGCUGAAAGACAAGGCGCUCAGCAUCGUCGACACUGAGAGUUACCGCAAGUUCAGCAACCACAGGGGCCAGUGGGCGCUCCAGUGCAAGGGCUACUACAAGGAGCUCGGCUGGAGCGUCGAGGCGGAGUUCGACGAGAGCAUUCUCCUCUGGCACAUCGCCACGGACCUCUGCUUCUACUCGGACGACGACAACGACGACGCCAAGCUCACCGAGUAUGUCAGCAUCAGCAGGGCGGUGUCGAACUACAUGCUUUUCCUGCUCGUGGCCCGGCCGUUCAUGCUGACUGCGGGCAUCGGGCAGAUCCGGUUCGGCGACACGUGUGCGGAGGCCAAGAACUUCUUCGGGCGGGAGGCCGCACGCCCGGUGAGCGUGCCGCGGCAAGGAUGGUGCUGGAGGUGA